Messenger RNA from Sphaeramia orbicularis (orbiculate cardinalfish), 2117 nucleotides. It is a transcript of the gene mat2b, whose product is annotated as methionine adenosyltransferase 2 non-catalytic beta subunit methionine. Gene Ontology annotation, biological process: S-adenosylmethionine biosynthetic process. Gene Ontology annotation, cellular component: methionine adenosyltransferase complex. Gene Ontology annotation, molecular function: methionine adenosyltransferase regulator activity. The record is from RefSeq and is a predicted model, not a curated record. Lineage: Eukaryota; Metazoa; Chordata; Actinopteri; Kurtiformes; Apogonidae. Bases 117 to 1127 code for a protein of 336 amino acids. The transcript is spliced from 7 exons.
GGGCGGAAGCGGAAGCGCAGCGGACAAACUACGCAGCAGCAGAUUGAAGUGAAACGCAGAGGAAGCUCGAUUCAGAUAAAUAAUACAUAUUCUAAUCGAUCAGACAGGACAGAGACAUGAACCGCGCAGGUGCAGAACUCAGGAUUAACUUCAGUCCGGGCCGCGUGCAGCUGGUUCAGGAGGAAGUCCUGAGCCCUGCUCUCAGGGUCCUGGUUACUGGGGCGACAGGUCUCCUGGGUCGAGCUGUGUGCAGAGAGUUUGAGAACAGUGGCUGGUUGGUCAUUGGGACCGGAUACAGGAGGGCUAGGCCCCGCCUCCUCCGCUGUGACCUGACAGAUGAGGAUGCCGUUAGAGGACUGGUACAGGAAUAUAAGCCUGAUGUGAUCGUUCAUUGUGCAGCAGAGCGUCGUCCUGAUGUGGUCGAGCGUCACACUGAAGCAGCUAUCAAUCUAAACGUGCAUGCCACGGGCACACUUGCCAAGGAGGCUGCUGCUUCUGGAGCCUUCUUCCUCUACAUCAGCACUGACUAUGUGUUUGAUGGUAGAAACCCUCCAUACGGUGAAGACGACAGUCCAAAUCCUCUGAACGUGUAUGGACGAAGUAAACUUGAAGGAGAGAGAGAGACACUCAGACACUGUCCAGGUGCGGUGGUGCUGCGUGUGCCGGUCUUGUUCGGGGAGGUGGAAUCAGUGACAGAGAGUGCAGUGACCGUACUGUGGCUGAAGGUCCAGGAGGGGGUGACAGAGAGCUGUACUCUGGAUCACUGCCAGCAGAGGUUCCCCACCGACGCCAGAGAUGUCGCAGUUGUGUGCAGAAAGCUGUGUGAGAGAGGGAGACAGGACUCAUCUAUCAGAGGCGUGUUUCAUUUCUCAGCUAAAGAACAGAUGACUAAAUAUGAGAUGGCUGUUGCAAUCGCUCAGGCCUUCAACCUGCCAUCCAACCAUCUCAUACCUCUCACUGAGCAGCCAGCAGGUUCAGCUGUUCGUCCAGUCAACAGUCAGUUGAACUGCUCUCGCUUGGAGCUUUUGAACCUGAGCAUCGAUCCACGACCUUUCACCUCUGCAAUCACAGACUGCCUGUGGCCAUUCACACCUGACAAACGUUGGAGACAGACAGUGUUUCACUGAAACGUAUCAUAAAACACAAGGCUUUGCUUCUCCACACUAUAGUCUAAUACAGCAUAAUGUAUUAAUCAGAUGUUGUGAAUGGUUCCCAGUAAAUCCACACAUAAAAUGAAUCUGUAACAAUUAUUCAGUGUUCUAUGGUGAUCACAUGAAGUCCUCUAGAAGCUGAACCUGAUGUGAAACACGUGGUGAGACACAGGUUAUUUAAUUUUAGUAAUUAUUCACCCAGAAGGAAUCUAAACUGUAGUAGAGUUUCACAUGUUCUCCAUAUGAGCUAAACAGGAUCAUGUGUUUUUACAUGAGAAGUGCAUAGAUUUGGAAACUGUUCAUUGUAUAAUGUGUGAAGCCUGUGUAAUUUCUAAUGUACCCUAUGUACUAUGUAGCAAACACUUAACCAUGUACUGUAGGUUUCACACAUUACAGCUUUGAAAUGUUCCAAAACUAUAAGAUUCUUGUGUAUCAUAUGUGACUACUGCUUUUUGGCACAAGUGAUAUUCCUGCAGUUUUGUUGUAAUGAAGGCCUGUGAGGUCAUGUGAUUGUGAUAUCGCACAUGUUUGAUGUUGAAUGUUCUGAUGAAUGAAUUCCUCGUUUUCACACUGGAGCUGAAUGUGGUGUCGCAGCCCAUUAUCUGCUUUAUGAUUCCAUCACAUUCCUUAAUUAUGCACCACUAAUUAUUUGUUGACCAAAAUUAUUUUGUGUUCACAGAAAUACAUGUUAAUUAGCAAACAUCUUCAAAUUUCAUGGGUUGUAACUGAAGCAUUUAUGCUUAAAGUACAGCAGCAGGAUUAAGUACAAUAUUACGACACCAUUAUUACAGCAUCAUGUUAUUGUCAUAUUAUAGUAUGUUCAGUUCAUGUAUGUGGAGGAUGUGUCUCCAGUUUGUAAUAAUGUGAACAAACCUCAAACUUAUGAUCCUGCUGUAUGUGAUGUCAGUUGAUGUAAAUUAUGUUACGUUAGCUGUUGACAUUAAAUUUCUGAAAUAUGAAGACUGA